Molecule: messenger RNA, 1035 nt
Organism: Sabethes cyaneus
Lineage: Eukaryota; Metazoa; Arthropoda; Insecta; Diptera; Culicidae
Product: fibrinogen C domain-containing protein 1-like
Exons: 3
Coding region: 11-982 (323 amino acids)
Source: RefSeq, a predicted model, not a curated record
ACGAUCCAACAUGGAAGUAAAAUUAAUGCUGCUUUCUGUUCUAGUUCCUAUCGGUACUAUAGUUAACGAUCCCACUGCAAAAAGCAAUGAAAAUAUUUCGACUCCAUCCUUUCAGUUCAAUCCAAUUGUUGGUCAAUUGGAUGCAGUUAUUUCCAACAGGACACAAAGCAAUUUUCGCCCACAAGGAUUUACUUCUAAUGUCGAGAGUUUAAGGAGAGCUGCCGAAAGAAUUGAAACUCUCGUGGCAAAACAAGUGCAGCACGUUAGUGCUCUGGAAAAGCAAAUAACUAAGUUUUUACUACCCGAAGCGAGAAAUUGGCCACAAACGUGCGCGGAAAUAUCGGACCGUCGAUCAGGGCUGUACCGCAUUCAGCCACAGACCGGAUUUUCCGAUGCCUUUGACGUUUAUUGCGAGCAGCAAUACGAGGGCGGCGGUUGGACGGUCAUCCAAAAUCGAUAUGAUGGCUCGAUUAAUUUCUUUAGAGGUUGGAAGGAAUACGAAGAUGGCUUCGGGGAUCUUCGUGGAGAGUUUUGGUUGGGAUUGAAGAAGAUACAUGAACUAACGUACGUUAAACGGCACGAGUUGCAUGUUGUACUGGAGGACUUCAAUGGGACAAUUGUAACGGCGCAGUACGACCGGUUUAUAGUAGACGGGUCAGAGACGAAAUAUGUUUUGAACAGUUUGGGAAACUACACUGGAACUGCAGGAAAUUCACUUAGCGGCAAUUUGGGAAUCAAGUUUACGACUGUUGAUAACGACAAUGAUUGGUGGAGUGGUGGCAGUUGUGCACAAUACAAUAAAGGAUGUUGGUGGUAUAAUAAUUGCGGCAAUAGAUUUUACUGUUGCAGUAAUUUGAACGGGCUGUAUCGGGAAGGAUCUAAACAAAGCACUCUCCAUGUUAUGUUUUGGUAUAGCUUUCCUGGAUCUACCAACGGAUUAAAACGGUCACGAAUGAUGAUUAGACCGGCUAAGAACAUUUGAAAUACUUAUUGGCAAAUUUUUUCAGCUCUGAAUAAAAUUAGUUCGUUCCAGUA